GGGCGCACCCCGCGGGCGCGCAUCCAGCAACCGCAGCAGCAGCGGCAGCAGCAGCAGCGGACGGACCACCUACUCGGGCGACCUGGAGGCCGGCGGCGACCCCGCGGCCGCCAAGGGGAAGGUGCCCGACGGCGGGUGGGGGUGGGUGGUGGUGGCGGCGUCCUUCGUCAUGAGCAUGAUCGCCGACGGCAUCUCCUUCUCCUUCGGCCUGCUCUUCGUCCGCUUCCUCGCGCACUUCGAGGACAGCCGCAGCAAGACGUCGUGGAUCGGCAGCCUCUUCAUGUCGGUGCCGCUGAUGUCGGGCCCGCUGGGGUCGGCGCUGGUGGACCGGUACGGCUGCCGCACCAUGACCAUCGUGGGCGGGCUGGUGUCGGCGCUGGGCUUCGUGCUGAGCGCCGUCGCCAACUCCAUCGAGAUGCUCAUCGUUACCUUCGGCGUCAUCGCCGGCCUGGGCCUCGGCCUCUGCUACGUCACCUGCGUGGUGAGCAUCGCCUUCUGGUUCGACAAGCGGCGCGCGCUGGCCACGGGGCUGGCGGCGGCCGGCACGGGCUUCGGCACCUUCGUGUACGCGCCGCUCACCAACCUCUUCCUCGUGGAGUACGGGUGGCGCGGCGCGCUGCUGCUGCUGGCCGGCACCCUGCUGCACAUGUGCGUGUGCGGCGCCGUGAUGCGCGACCCGGACUGGUGGGUGGCGGAGCAGGCGAAACGGACGGCGCAGCGCAACGAAGAAGCGCCAAGGGACGGACGGAACCGAAGGGGACAAACAAGAGGGGGAGAGACCGGGAGGAGGAGGAGGGAACGCGGGGCGGCCGAGGCCCCGGGGCCCGGAACGAGCGUGGUCCACGGGCUCCUCGUGCGGGGGCGGUCGCGGCGCUUUCGACCGGCGGCGGCGGACGCGGCGCGACCCCGGGCCCUGGAUGGAGAGCGACCGCGACCAAUGCUCCCAAGAUGGGCCAGACUCCCCGAAGUACGAUGCUGGUUCGGCGCUGUGCGUGGCGGCCAACCGGCCACGCCCGCGCACGCCCCGCCCACUCCGCAAACGGCGGGCCUCGCACAAACGGCCCACUGCUAG
Molecule: messenger RNA, 1072 nt
Organism: Gryllus bimaculatus (two-spotted cricket)
Lineage: Eukaryota; Metazoa; Arthropoda; Insecta; Orthoptera; Gryllidae
Source: the annotation of a GenBank genome assembly